Macaca mulatta (Rhesus monkey) is the source of this 1856-nucleotide messenger RNA. RefSeq names its product peptidylprolyl isomerase like 1 (gene PPIL1). Gene Ontology annotation, biological process: protein peptidyl-prolyl isomerization; protein folding. Gene Ontology annotation, molecular function: peptidyl-prolyl cis-trans isomerase activity. The record is from RefSeq and is a predicted model, not a curated record. Gene Ontology annotation, cellular component: catalytic step 2 spliceosome. NCBI's taxonomy places the organism in Eukaryota, Metazoa, Chordata, Mammalia, Primates, Cercopithecidae.
UGUGAGACUAAGAAAUUCUUCGAAUUUAAUGUUAGGACAUAACUCCAACCAGAGCCUAGCUUUUCUGGUUGUUCCCGCCUUCCAUGCCUAAACGAACCAAUCAGAUCGCCCAGAGUGGCGCCACUUGGAGACCACCGCGAAUGAAGUUUGCAUUUUUCUCUGUUCUCGCGCCCAGCUUCUUCUCGCCUCCCACCUCAGCUUCCCGGCAUUGGAAGAAGGGACCGUCCUCUUCCUCGUCCUGGCCACCCAAAUCCUGGUAUCGAAAGGGUUGAACGGCGGGGACCGGAAGUGUGCAGCAGCGGCGGGUCCCCAGCUAAUCGACGCCGGAAGUAGCCAUUGCUAGAGAAGCAUUCCGCCGCCGGCUUCGCUAUGGCGGCAAUUCCCCCAGAUUCCUGGCAGCCACCCAACGUUUACUUGGAGACCAGCAUGGGAAUCAUUGUGCUGGAGCUGUACUGGAAGCAUGCUCCAAAGACCUGUAAGAACUUUGCUGAGUUGGCUCGUCGAGGUUACUACAAUGGCACAAAAUUCCACAGAAUUAUCAAAGACUUCAUGAUCCAAGGAGGUGACCCAACAGGGACAGGUCGAGGUGGUGCAUCUAUCUAUGGCAAACAGUUUGAAGAUGAACUUCAUCCUGACUUGAAAUUCACGGGGGCUGGAAUUCUCGCAAUGGCCAAUGCGGGGCCAGACACCAAUGGCAGCCAGUUCUUUGUGACCCUCGCCCCCACCCAGUGGCUCGACGGCAAACACACCAUUUUUGGCCGAGUGUGCCAGGGCAUAGGAAUGGUGAAUCGCGUGGGAAUGGUAGAAACAAACUCCCAGGACCGCCCUGUGGAUGAUGUGAAGAUCAUUAAGGCAUACCCUUCUGGGUAGACUUGCUACCCUCUUGAGCAGCUCUUCUGAGAUGGCCCCAGUGGACCAGCUUCCAGAUGACAUAGAAUGACAUGUAAUGCUAAAUUUCAUUUUGGCUUUGCAAAUCAUGAAGCUUAGGAGGCCUGGGGUCUUGGGAGAGUUAGAGAUGGAAGUACAUUUUAAUAGGAUGCUUCUUUUCUCUUCCCCCAGGUUGCCAGAGCAUUUGCACAAAUGCCCCUGUUUAUCGAUAGGUGACUACUUACUACACAUGACUCAUAAUGCUGUGUCUUGUGCAUGUCUGCUCUGAUAUACUUCGAACAAUGUAGCAGACACUGUCUUUUCUCAGUGGUUUUGCCUAACCAAACUUCUUCCUAAGGAGAUUUGUAUUCUGGCCUACACUGCAGUCCUUGAUUGUUGACAGUCACAGAAAUCCAAACCAAGUAGUGUCUAUCAGCCCUUUUAACUCUGUGCACACCCUAUUUACCCUAUUUCAGUCUUACAUUUGUUCUUCUAGGGAAUGUAUGCAUCUCUAUAUAUAUUUUCCCUCUCAAAACCAGAACAUCAACACUGCUGUUUCUGACACUUCAGACAUCCCACGCAAAGCCACAUUGAAUUUUUGCCAAAUGAAAAAUGCAUCCAACAAUCAAGUUUCUAAGAAGGUGUCAAGUGGGGAAUAAUAAUGUAUAAUAAUCAAGAAAUUAAUUUAUUAAAAGGAAGCAGAAACAUUGACCAUCUUUUUCCCAGAGAAGAGGAGAAAUCUGUAGUAAGCAAAGGACAGACCAUGAAUCCUCCUUAAGAAGUAGUCCUCUCAGAAAGGAGAAGCGCCACUCAAGUUCUUUUAACCCAAGACUUUAGAGAAAUUAGUCCGAGAUUUUUAUAUGUUCAGUUGUUUAUGUACAAAAAUAACUUUCUGGAUUUUGUGGGGAGGAGGAGGAGAGGAAGGAAGUUAAUACCUAUGUAAUACAUAGAAACUUCCAAAAUAAAAUGCCAUUGAUGGUUGAAAUUGC